AUGGGACUACUCCUUUUGGCCUACCUUCUUGCGUCCUUCACAAAAGGUAGAAAAAAUGAUAUCAUAUAUGGUGAUUUCAUUUUAUUUAACAAUUUAAACGACGAGAAGAAUUUGCGUUAUUAUGGGUCUGAGUCCCUGGACAAGUGCUACUGGUGGUACUUCCUGAGCGAAGACUUCUUCGAGAUCGUCUAUUUGGAGAAGGAUGGUCCUACCAAAAGGAGGAAAGGGGGGAAGGCGGAAAAGCUGAUGGGGGUGCAAGGAAGUAAGGAAGCGACGGGAAAAAGUGGUAAAGACGCAGAAAAGGAGCGCCCCCUCCCUUGGGGAGACAAAGGCCCCCCUGGAAGGAGCAUCACCAUCACGAGCGACGGUAUAUGCGCAAGCGAAAUUCUUAUUCUGUUGAAUAAAAAAAAGGCAACGUGCAAAUCUAUAUCAUCUUUCUUCGUGCGAGUGAAUAGCCAAGGGGAGGAGAAGAAGUACAUCGCCGUGGAGUACCUUGUCAGUAGUCAACUCUACAUGGUAAGCAGCGACAUCGUUACGUAUAAAAACCAAAAUGAAAGCAGAAAUGUCUAUGUCAUUUCGGACAAUGGGAAGAAGAUAAGCAUAUCAGAGAGCAGCCAUUUUAAUGUAUUCUUCGAUGAGAUGUACGUGGAAUAUGCAUAUGUUAAGUAUGGAAAAGGAGGAGAGCUGGAACUGCAGUUAAAGGCAAAAGGAAAGGUAGGCAUGACAAAAGUUAUUAUAGUGCUUUUGAACAAAUGUAAGUCCCUCUUUUUCGUGGCGAAUGUAUUUGUGUAUGAGUGGCUAUCCCUGUUACCGAACGGGGUGGACUUUCCGGAGGGGGCCCACGUUCGGCUCGUCCUCAGAAGGGACCAUCCCCCAAAAGGCAAAAACAACCAUCCUGAUUACGAAAGUGGUAAUAUGAAUUAUGAUAGUAAUUCUAGCGAUGGUGGUCAUUUCUCCUGCACAACUCUCAUAAAGAGACACAUCCUGCGCAUGUCUUCUCUCCGUAGAAAGGCAACAAUAGCCGCGCUGUUAAAUACCCACGUGGAGGGGAGACAACCCAUAAAGCGCAAUGUGAGAAACUUAUUGUUAAUUAACUGCAUAAAUAAUAAUUACGUGAGAGAAUUCCGAAAUGAAUACCAAAUUCAGCAGAGCUCAAGUUACGAUAUCGUGUCGGACGAAGUGGUAAAGAUUAAGGAAGGCACAAGUGGGAAGAGCCUAGAGAUAGUUAUAAAAAGUAUGCACAGCGGGCAACUUUUCUCAUCGCGUGUGAAUAUCCACAGGGUGGCGAAGAGCGAGCUCGCCUGUUUUGCCUACAUCGGGAGGGAAACUCGGGGGAGUGGUACCCCUAAUAGAGAUACACCCAAAAAGCGUAAACGGAACAACGCUUUUGAGGGAGAAAUUGAGCUGAUAAAAACGCACUUCUUCUACAAAGAACACUACUACUUGGAUGACCUGUACAUUGAAUCCUUUUUCCAAUCGAAUGUACAAGGGGGCGAAGGAGAAAAAUUUAUCUUCCACAGAAAGUACCUCUGCCUUAUGCACCUGUAUGGAGAGGGAGACGCGAAGCUGCACGGUGUGUACAGAAGAGAGGAUGUCAAAUUGGUAGUCUCUUCCAGAAGUCAAAAGUUAAGUAUCCUCCCUUUGCACCUUUUUCCUGAAUAUGGGGCUUACUAUUUUAUGCCAAUACGCAAAGGAGGAGAAAUCUCUCUCGAGAUGACCUACAUGGGAAAUUAUGCGUCCAGAAAAGAUGUGUUCAUAUCAUCACCCGUAAAGUGCUACAUGAAGGGGAGUGGUCUGUCUAUGUCCUCUUUGUUUGUACUCCUCGACGAGACGAUUUUUUAUCAGUGCUCUGGGGGGAGGAGCGCCUCCACGGCGGGGAAAGGGCAUCCCCAAAGUAAGCACCACGGCGGCAAGCAUGCUGCAAAUGGGUACACAGUAAAGGUGUAUAACCGGGAUUCCAACUUUGAUGUCAGCGUACACAAAGCGAAGCUGCGCAUAUCAAAAAGGAAGCCUCUAGCCGUGCGGACUGGUACACCUGAAGGGAAUAGCCACAAAAGGAGGCACAACAAAGGCAUCCAACCCAGUGGUAAAAACAGAUUCGAUAUAAUAUGUCUACUAAUCUGUGAUGACACUGAUUUAAAUAACUGUUUCCUUAGCACUGUAUAUGUGGGAGAGAGGGUGGUCCAUCUCUCAGCUGUAGCCCAGAAGAGUAUCAUCGAAGAGAACGAAGUUACGAAUGUAUACAUAUUUAUGCGACUGGGUUGGAUAACUAAUAAGGUGGAGCGUCCAGGUAGAAUGACCUUACUGGAAAGGAGAAAAAAUGGGCACUUGAAACGGAUGGAAGCUUUACAGGGGGGGACUUCCAUCAGCAGCUGUUUUGACGUAGUACACCACCACAUGAGGAUAAAAUAUGACAAGAACUACCUCGAAGUGGUCAAGAAACAGUCAAGCUUUCUCAAACUGGAAGAUACUUACCAAAAGGCAUGCGCAUUUUAUCAAGUAAGAGGAAAAAAGGAGAAAAGGAGAAUUCCACUGUACAUGGAAUAUACAAAAGAGAGGAAAGUACACACCCAAAUAAGUAUCCAAAUAUUUAAAAAAGUUAAAGCCAUUUUCUGCCAUGAUUUUGUGUGUAGCAAAUUCAUAAAAUUUGGCCAAAUGAUUAAUCUGAUUGUGUAUGACGGGUUUGCAGUCAGUCCAUACAGGAUAACUGUCUCCUCCGAAUCUAGUAUCCCCGAAUUGGAUCUUCAUUCAAAUAGAUUCCUCAACGAGAGAAGGGAUCUUCCUACUUCUGUUUCCUUCUUCAACAGUUUGUUCAUUGCGGAGAAGUUUCAGAAUGAAUUGUAUCUAAGCGAGCAGCGCAAGGAGAAUACCCCCCAACACAGAAAUAUUUUCAGAGGAGAGGUCUUUUACGAAAGUUCGAACAAGCAAUGUUUCCCCUUAUGGAAAUUAUACAAUAGACGUCUGUUUGAAUAUGACUUUAGGCCCAUGUGGGGAAUCUUCGUAGUAGGAGAACGGACAAGAGGAAGUUCCUUCCAAGGAGAGAAAAGAUAUAACUCCGUUAGUUUCCACACCAAGGGGUGUUCUCCAGCAUUUUCAUAUGAACCCUUUUUCUCCAUCAAGGAAUACUACAGUAUACAGUGCCAUAGAGGGAAAAAGGAGCACGUCACAUCAAACAUCCUGGUAAAAAUGAAAACGUGGGAUAUUGAUACCUCGGAAAUAGUGACCGAGAACCAUUUACCCGUUCAUUUCAAGUACCCGUCCUCCAUCCAAGUGGCAGUUUUUAGCAAACAUGUAGAGAGGCUCCAAGUGGUGGAUAGCUCAAACUUAAUUCUUUACAAAAAUAAUGAUUACUAUGUGAAGGCCUUCCUGGUGGAUGAACAUGAAAAUGUAAUUCUUACCAAUGAGUCGUUCCGCUACACUUUGGAGGAAGACCCUUCUUCAGGAGACCUUUUCAAAAUUUGCUUAAAAGACAAGUCCCGCUACAUGGAAGGAACGAAUGAGAAAAGGAAAAAUGUCAUUAGGACGAACAGUAGAAUUUUGAUCAAUUGCAAUGACCACGGGGGUAAAAAGGAGGAACGUCUGGGUCUACCCCCAAAUGGAAUGAACCAAUUUAUACCCUGUUCAAAUGGGGCAUUUUUACUUACAGUGGAAUAUACCUCGCAUGAUGGUGAAGGAGGAAACGUUUCGCAUUAUUUUGAAAAAUUUGUAUCUCUUCACUUUUGCAGCAGAAUGAGCAUCUGGUAUGAAAAUCAUUUGGUUCUCUUCUUCUCUCCAGAUGUUUAUUACUCACUACCCAUCUGCACUACGGUGGACAGGGAUGUAUGUCCCAUGCACGCACUGAGAUACUCCGUCAAGGGGACCAAUAGGAUCAAGGUUCUGGGUCCAUCGGAAGGAGAAAAGCUGAGCAAGGUGAGCGGCCAUGGCGACAUGACCUCUCUACGCGGGGAAAAAACAGAACGAAGUUUAAUCAUGGUAAAUAUGGACAACCCAAAGGACCCACCUAAAAAAUGCACGCGUGUAUACCUGAACUCUGCCUUUGAAGCGAAAGGAGUUCUGACGAUACAAAACCAAUUAGUCUACGAAACCGACCACUUAGAGAUCCAUUUCGCGUUUGCAAAAUUGACCAAGGUAAAAGUAUCCCUGCUCGUUCGAAAUGUAGAAAGAGGGGGCAAAAUGGGAGUACCCAUGAAAGUCGAAUUUUUUGACAAGCAUAACAGAAAGAUCAAUAUGCUCCCAAAGCAAUUACUACAGGUGAAACUUGUUUAUGAUUAUAAUAAGCGGAUCGAGAUGACCCCCCUGAAUUUAUACCCAGAGGAGUGGAAAGAACGGGUGGGCCAGUUCCAGACGCCAGAACAGAGUACAACGGAGGAAAGAAAAGCAGCCGUAAAGACAGACAUGUUUUUCGAGGUGCGUAGUUCACAUGAAGGUAAGUAUUACAUACAAGUGGAAGUAAAGUACAAAUUGGCCAACAAACAUAUUUCUAUUUUGUCAAAUAUGACGCCUUUAAUUGUGUACUCAAGGGGAAUUUCACUUUAUGGAGGAGGAAACUCCAUUUUGCUACAUCAGUAUCAUCAGACCCUUGAGCUCCCCUUCCAAUUAUGUCACCCGCUCAUACAUAAAGUUGUGUGCCUUUCGAAAAAUGAAAAACUAGUGGAAGUGGAAGGAGUUUUCAAGCUGAAUGGUGAGCAGUGCACUUAUGUUUGCUCCAUCAAGUCGGGUAACUCUGUAGGAAAUUCAGAAAUUCAUGUUUUCCCUAUACUUGAAAGUUACUACCAAAUUUUUAGCCAAGAAAAAGGAAGGACAAAUUUUGAAAGCUUCGAAAAAUUCGAAGAAGACUUUAACGACUUGGAAAGCUAUUAUGAUAAUUAUUUGGAGCAUCACAGGAAACGAAAAAAAUGUCACAACACAGAUGCACAUGCACACACUUGCAAAGAAAUCGAAGACGAGAAAAAAUUGAGAAAUUUACUUUUUCUAAAAUUUGAUGUGACUGUUGAUUAUGUACGAUCCAUGAAGCUUUUUAGUGAGGACACAAUUUGGUUGACCGCGAAUGAAGAGGUAGAUACCUUUGCCAGUUUUUACAGCGGAGGGGGGGACACGAGCCCGUUCCUCUCGCUGGACUUUCGUCUUGUUUACGAGCGCACAGGGGAGUUGUUCCAGAUGGAGUAUUUUGUCAACGAUGGGAGUGUCUUGCUGAGUGAUGGAAGGAACGAUCACGAACAACACCGCCAACGAAAUGGAUUCAUCCCCGCCAGACGCACAGUCGUAACCGAUUUGAGAGUAUCCUCCGAUGCAUUCCUAUCCAUUCAAGCUCGCAAAGAAGGCCGCUUCCUUCUCUACGCGAAUUUUACCAAAUAUAGUCGCGGAUCUCACCAGGCUGAGGUCGUCUACUCCCAGGUGUACAACUUGAUUGUCCAGCGAAAUGGGACCAAGGAGAGUGCUCUCCCAGUCAUCCACCUCAUGAAGAGCGGAGUGUAUAAAUUCGAUCGAAGCCUUCACUGCUUGACAAUUUUGGCAAACUGGACUUAUGAGCAACGCUUCCCCUUAUCAGCAAAAAAAAAAAUAAGCACCGAAAGGAAGGCCAUAUUGCAUAAUGCGCAUUACUUGAACAAGGAGAAAAAUAUUUACAAAAAAUUUCUCAUCAACGUAUCGGACAUUUCCAGUAUGAAGCUGUACAACUAUUUCGGCAAAUUCAUCCCCUUGAAUGUUGUACAGUACCUAUCCAUCCAUCUGUAUAAUACAAGCAUGGCAAGAGUUGUGCCCCCCCUGAAUGGCAAGCUGUAUGUACAUGUAUCGCAUCCGACUGUGUUAACAGUGAAGACGGUUGGCCCUAAUCAUAUUUUUAUUGUGCCGCACAAGUUGGGUUGUUCAUUUAUCCACGUCAAUUUUUAUUUACACCAGGAGAAUCAUCCUGAAAAACAUCCACCAGAUAGUGCGCGAUAUAAUCCGAGAGAUUAUUUACCCAUCCAAGGAGGUGACAAAUCCGCCCAAACGUUGAAAAUGCACUUGUGCGUCACAAAACGGGUACCAACAAAAUAUUUUCAGAAAAGGAAAAAUUACUACUACCUCAACAGGGUGUACAAACUGCUCGGUCGUUAUUCGCUUCGAUUUUUCCAACAACCCUACAUGUGUGUAAAUUCUGUCACAAGAAAGGAAGCCAAGUUAGGAAAAAUCAGUGGCGCUGUAUUAAGUAAGUCCAAAUUUUAUCGUGUCUAUAAACAUUAUGACGGAAUUUCCAUGGUAGUAAAAGAAUUCGAAGACCUUUUCCAGUAUCCUACAGGUCAUCUCUCGAUAAUUAAUGACCACUGUUCGAGCCUGAAGCUGUGA
This is a messenger RNA of Plasmodium knowlesi strain H, 6324 nucleotides long. Its product is annotated as conserved Plasmodium protein, unknown function. Bases 1 to 6324 code for a protein of 2107 amino acids. The record is from RefSeq and is a predicted model, not a curated record. The transcript has a single exon. Lineage: Eukaryota; Apicomplexa; Aconoidasida; Haemosporida; Plasmodiidae.